Molecule: messenger RNA, 762 nt
Organism: Hydra vulgaris (swiftwater hydra)
Lineage: Eukaryota; Metazoa; Cnidaria; Hydrozoa; Anthoathecata; Hydridae
Product: tigger transposable element-derived protein 4
Molecular function (GO): nucleic acid binding
Source: RefSeq, a predicted model, not a curated record
AUGGCAGUAUCAGCAACAAUUCUUAAAACAAAAGCCAGAGAACUUGCUGAAAAAAUUAAUAUAAAUGGAUUUCGUAUGCAACCUAAUAAGUCACUAAAUCUUCAAUCAGGGACGUGUAUAGGAAUGCACAGUAAAAUUCGUCUUACAGGAAUGGUCGCAGCAAGUCCAACAGGUGAUAAAAUUCCUAUGUUUGUAAUAGGUAAAUCAAAAUCAACUCGCUGCUUCAAAGGAAUUAAGCACUUACCUUGCAGAUACAGAAAUCAAAAUAAAAGCUGGAUGGAUAGCGUACUGUUUGAAAAGUGGAAACGAAAAAUGGAUACAAAGAAUUUCCGAAGAACAGCAGAAAUCUGCUAUUCGGAUGAAGAUAACGAUCCCUUUAAAGAGGUUCAAAAUCAGAUAGAAAAACUUGAUAAUUUUUACCCUCCAGGUACAACAGCUGAAGAUGUUAUUUUUGCAGAUGAAAACUUAAUUAGCGCAGAAACUUUACUUACAGAUGAACAGUUGAUAGAAGAAGUUAAAAAUGCAGCGAAUGAACAUGACGCUAAUGACGAGGAAGAUAAUGAUGAUGAUAAUGCAACGGAUCCAGUUUGCCCAAAAGUUAGUGAUAUUCGGGAGGGACUGCAAGUGUUGUAUGACUAUAUACCCUUCAGUCUUAUGGGCGAAGAUUUGCAACAAAAGCUCAAUGCAGUCUCGAUUAUAUUCGAUAGAGACGUUUCUUCAAAACUAAAACAGAGUGACAUUAUAACAUUUUUCAAUUUAUAA